Messenger RNA from Paramormyrops kingsleyae, 1255 nucleotides. Lineage: Eukaryota; Metazoa; Chordata; Actinopteri; Osteoglossiformes; Mormyridae. The record is from RefSeq and is a predicted model, not a curated record.
CGGGGCCAGGACUCGGGGAAGCGGGGCAGGCUCCGCCCUGUGGAAGUGCAAUCCCGACCCGCUGUCGGAUGUAGGCUUCUGUUAAAUUCACAAACCCGUAUAGGGAAGCGCGGGAAUGGGCGAUAGUUUCAGGUUUUAUGCAUGUUUUUUUUUAAUAAUGAAAAACGCAGUGUAGGAUGAGGGGACACCGCGAUUAAGCACGGCGCUUCCAUCUGCAGUAAUAAUAAUAAUAAUAAUAAUAAUAAUAAUAACUGUGGUUGACCAAGACGCACGAGUUCAGGGAUACCACCCAGUUCCAGCAAGUUUGCAAUGGCUCCACGCGACGGCCAAGAUUCGACAAGGCCCUGAGAGGGAGCCUGCCAUUGGUCAGAAGCAGGUGUGCUUCAUGAGAGCCCUCCUCCAAUUGGCCGGCACGCGGCAACGAAUCACGCCCUUGAGCUCUGACUGCACCAGAGUGAGAGAGAGAGAGCGAGAUAGAGAGAGAGAGAGAGAGGGUGUACAGGAGAGAGAGGGAGCGUGCGGUCGCGGCUGGGAUGCCGUGUUGGAGGAAGUAGCGAAGGCAGCUACGCGCUACAAGAAGAGUGGCGUGAAUGUUGCACAUCUGACAGAGCCAUAGCGUUCUGGGGAUGCGGCAUGGCUUCACCGUCGCAGUUCGCGAGGUCCUCCAGGGACAUUGCCAAUGUGAUGCAGAGGCUGCAAGAUGAACAAGAGGCAGUUCAGAAAAGGACUUUCACCAAAUGGAUCAACUCGCACCUGGCCAAGCGCACACCCCCCCUUGUAGUGAACGACCUGUUCGAGGACAUCAAGGAUGGGGUGAAGCUGCUAGCCCUGUUGGAGGUCCUGUCGGGCCAGAAGCUGCCCAGUGAACAAGGCCGGCAGCUGAGGAGAAUCCACUGGGUGUCCAACGUCGGCACGGCGCUCAAGUUCCUGGAGGGGAGGCGGUCCGCUUACAGGGGAUCUCCGAUCAAGCUGGUCAACAUUAAUGCCACGGACAUUGUGGAUGGGCGGCCUUCCAUUGUGCUGGGCCUGAUGUGGACCAUCAUCCUCUACUUCCAGAUCGAGGAGCUGACCAGCAACCUGCCGAUGCUGCAGUCGCUAUCCAGCAGCACCUCCUCCAUGGAGAGCCUGGGCAGCUCGGACACAGCCAGCCCGCCCGUGAAGAAGAAGGUGCUGACCAGGGUCCACGGCAACGCCAAGAAGGCCCUGUUGAAAUGGGUGCAGUGCAACGUGACCGCGUAAGGGCCGGGCCGGGCCG